AUGUUCACCGGAAAGCCUCAACUUGCAGCAUUGCCUCUCAGACCUAUUAUUAUUGAUGAACCAUUUAAACAGUGGGGUUUAGAUUUCAUAGGGCCAUUGUCACCUACAUUUAGUGCAGGACACACUCAUAUUCUGACUGCUACUGAUUAUUUCAUGAAAUGGGUUGAACCUAUUCUAGUAAGAAAGACUACAUCAGAGGUUGUCUGUAAUUUUUUAAAGGAAAAUAUUUUGGUUCGUUUUGGUGUUCCCCACAAACUUGUGGCUAAUGAUGCAACUAAUUUCUCCUCAACUAAAAUUUCUAUGUUUUGCUAUGAUUAUGCGAUUUCACUUGCUCAUUCCUUAGAUUAUUACGUACAGGGUAAUGGCCAAGCGGAAUCAAGUAAUAAAAACCUAAUAGACAUUUUGAAGAAAUUAGUUAGCGAAAAUUUUAGAGAUUGGUAUAAAAAGUUAUAUGAAGCUCUCUGGGUAGACCGUACCACUCCAAAGAGAGCAAUUGGCAUGUCACCUUUCAAGUUAUUCUAUGGUGUUGGAGCUCAGGUAUCACUUCCUCUGUAA
Molecule: messenger RNA, 555 nt
Organism: Cryptomeria japonica (Japanese cedar)
Lineage: Eukaryota; Viridiplantae; Streptophyta; Pinopsida; Cupressales; Cupressaceae
Exons: 1
Coding region: 1-555 (184 amino acids)
Biological process (GO): DNA integration
Molecular function (GO): nucleic acid binding
Source: RefSeq, a predicted model, not a curated record